Messenger RNA from Truncatella angustata, 1104 nucleotides. Its product is annotated as TFIIH subunit Tfb4/p34. The record is from RefSeq and is a predicted model, not a curated record. Lineage: Eukaryota; Fungi; Ascomycota; Sordariomycetes; Amphisphaeriales; Sporocadaceae. The coding region runs from base 1 to 1104 and encodes 367 amino acids. The transcript has a single exon. Gene Ontology annotation, cellular component: transcription factor TFIIH holo complex; transcription factor TFIIH core complex. Gene Ontology annotation, biological process: regulation of DNA-templated transcription; nucleotide-excision repair.
AUGAACAGCAUCGACGGAUCGGCGCACUACGAAGUGGAGGCAACUGGCCAGACACCUUCACUUCUGACUCUCAUCAUUGAUACCAACCCUCGCGCCUGGGCUGCUCUGGAAGGCACACUCCCUUUCUCCAAGGCUAUAGCCAACAUUCUGGUCUUCGUCAACGCCCACCUUGCCUUCGGAAACGACAACCAAGUAGCCAUCCUCGCCGCUCAUUCACACCGAGCAGUCUGGCUCUACCCCCAGCCCCCCAAGUAUGGCGACCAGGACGGAGACGUCGUGAUGUCAGGGACCAACGGCGGCCAGAACGGCAUGACAACAGCCACAGCAUCAGCAAACAAGUACCCGCAGUUCGCCUCUAUCGAAACAUCGAUACUCGCAUCGCUGAAGUCUCUCGUGUCUGAGACAACUACAUCCGACCUGCCAUCCACCACGCUUGUUGCCGGCGCACUGACGACAGCCCUGUCCUACAUCCACAAGACCUCUCUCGCCUACGCGGCACCGAAACAGUCCUCCGAUCCCGCCAACCCCUCCACUGUAACCUCGGCAGCACUGCAGAACCCGACGCUGCACGCAAGGAUACUUGUCAUCUCCGUGUCCGACUCUGAGCCCGCGCAGUACAUAGCUACCAUGAACGCCGUCUUUGCUGCAUCGCACGCCCGGAUACCCAUCGACACCCUCUCCGUCUCACCCCACGCCUCGCCCACUUUCCUCCAGCAAGCUGCGUUCAUCACCAGCGGCUCGUAUCUAUCCUGUGCCUCCAACCCGUCCGGUUUGCUCACAUACCUCAUGUUCGGGUUCCUGCCCGACGCCGAAGCGCGGGCUCACCUCGUUACGCCCACUCAAGAUUCGGUCGACUUUCGAGCGGCGUGUUUCUGCCACAGGAGAGUCAUCAACAAGGGCUUCGUCUGCAGUAUAUGUUUGAGCAUCUUCUGUGAGGUACCCGAAGGAGCAGAGUGUUUGACGUGCGGCACGAAACUGGCUCUGGGUAAAUACGGCGCGAAGCCGGUGGUCGUUGUUCGCAAGAAGAAGAAAAAGAAGAAGAUCAAUGGCUUGACGGGUCGGGAAGAGACAGGAAGCGCAGCUGGAACACCCAUGCCUGCGUGA